Papilio xuthus (Asian swallowtail) is the source of this 1811-nucleotide messenger RNA. RefSeq names its product serine/arginine repetitive matrix protein 1. The record is from RefSeq and is a predicted model, not a curated record. Lineage: Eukaryota; Metazoa; Arthropoda; Insecta; Lepidoptera; Papilionidae. The coding region runs from base 300 to 1811 and encodes 503 amino acids. The transcript has 5 exons.
GGUAAAGUGUCAAGUGAAAAUAAUCUGAUGGUGAUAUUACAUUAAAAACCUUUAAAAUAAAUAAAAAUAAUUAAGAUAAGUCGCUAAAUAAUUAUAAAUUUAUCUACAGUAAUCUUUAUGUUAGAUAUUAUAUGUAAUAGAUGGUGUACUGACUUUAGCAUCGAAAUGUUAGUUCGGACGCUCCCCAUGUUCGUGGAAUUCUUAUUUUAUUAUAAGAAGGAUUCGUGUUUUUAUUGAAGAUAUAAUGUUGUUUUAUGUGGAAUUCAAUUUAAGAUACAAGUGUUUCGCGCCAAAACAUAAUGAGCGAUAAAUUGAACAGGGAGUUUUACGCUUCAGGAGCUGCAGCCUUCAACUAUAACAAUGUGACGGGCGGCGCGGACAGCGGGUCGGGCGGCUCGGGCGGGUCGGGCUCGGGCAUGGACUGCCUGCAGCUGCGCGCGCAGCCCGGCCCCUUCCACUACCUCAUCUCGGAGCAGGCUAAGUCCUUCGUCGCUUUGCAGGAGCUCCAGAAUGAGGUCGGAGCCCUGCUUGAGUUCCGCGACCUCGUCAUCGAGACGUUUCCCAACCUGCGCUCCAAGAUGUCGCCCUCGGCGCCAACGGGCGCGCGCAGGGAGUGGGAACCCGGAGUGCGCGUGCGCCGCAAGCUGGCCGGCGCCAGCGAUGGCCGCAAGCCGCAGCCCUCCGUGCAGGACUCCGGCUUCAGCACAGAGACCUCCUGCGGCAAAGACGCGCACUCUUCCUCCGCCUCCGCCUCCGCAUCAGCGACCGCCACGCGCUCGCGUCCGGUCGAAGAUGAGCUGUGGGCUCUGCUUGACACCAUCCAACGGAAGGGCAUCCGGAUACGGGACGAGGCGGAAUUGCUCCGGGGCGAGCUGGACGAGAGGCGGUCCGAGACUACGGAGGAGUCGUUCGCCCGUGCACUGUCCGGCGGCUGCGGGGAGUGCACGGACCUCGUGCGGCUGAGGGAGGAGCGGGAUGCGCUUUUGGCUCGUGCCGCGCAACUGGAGGCGGCGGCAGCACUCGCCAGCGCGGCACCACCACCCCCGCCCGCGCCAUCCACAAGCCUUGCGCCCCCUUCGCCCGCCUGCCUAGGACGACUGGACACGCCACUGCAGCGCCCCCCGCGGACGCCGCUUGUGCCCCGACCAGACUCCAAGAAAUUCACGGCGAUUCUCCAGGAGAGCAAUCCCGUCGAACUUCAGCGCCAACUCCUCUCCUUUACAGUACAAAAUCAGGUGUACUGCGAGCAAUUGAAACGCGCCGCGGAGCAGAAGACGUUGCUGCUCGAGAGACUCGAGCGCGCCAACGAACUCAACGAAGACCUCAAGUUCCGAUUGGAGGAGAAGAGCAUAGAACUGGAAGGCGCGCGAGCUCGCGUGCGGCUGCUGGAGGGGCGGCGGAGUUCGGGCGAGUUGCACAGCAGCAUGCGCGACAUGCAGCCGCUCGCCAUGCCUGAGCCCGAGUCGGGGCGGGGGCAGGGGCACGAGCACGAGGAGGAGGAGGAGCGGCUGUCGCAGACACCGCGCCGCCGGCCCAGCCGCAUCCCGCGCCACACGCCGCACAAGGCCGCCGCGCCGCGCCCGCCCGCCGCCGAGCCGCGCCCGCCCUCCGCCCACUCGGCGCACUCGGUGCACUCGGCGCGCUCCGUGCGCUCCGGCCACUCGGCGCGCGUCCGCACCCCCGCCCCCGCACCCGGCACUGCGCCGCGCGACGAGCCCUCCGGCCUCCCCGUCCGCCGCACGCCCUCCCACGACAAGGUUCGCCUCAGAACAUUGUGGAACUGGUUCCCCUUCAAAGACUCGACCUCGUAA